GCUUGCCUCUGAUUGGCUUGGUUCAACUGGGGCUCGCAGCGUGCCGCCACGUUUCUCAUACGUAGUGGAAGACGGUGCGACGGCGACGCGACGGCGGCUGAUGGCGGCUGGACGUUUGCAGACAAUGUGCGAAACGAAGUAUUUUAUCGCGAAGUAAACACACCGUAGGCAUUUUGGAAUGCUUAUGUGGUAGAAGAGACUCGGUGGAGCGGGCAGUGUUUGCAGUAGGUUCGAUUUAAAAUGGUAACGUGCUGUGUGCCUUUCUGCCGGAACUCGGCUCGCCAGUGUUCCAAUUUUAUUCCUGUCCCCAAAAGCAAGAAGCUGCGGGCGAUAUGGGCCCAAGUUAUAUCUUCUCACUGUGGUGUGUCACCUGUCAUGUCUGCUAAGUCACACAUUUGUUCUGAACAUUUUGGAUUUGAUCAAUGGACUCGCAAAGCGCACAAGUUGAAGCCCAAUGCUGUGCCGAGGAAAUUUAAACUUUGCAUCAGUAAAUACUGUGAAGAUGUUGUGCUAUUUCAAAGCAAAGAAGCCAAAUUAGUGGGCCAUAGGACUAAGUCUGCACUACCAUGUUGUCUAUGUUUUGAUCGGUUGAGCGAAUCCGGGGUUGAGCUGAACUCAAGUGACGGGUCUUCUCAUAAACAAGGCUGCCUGUUGCAACAGUAUUACAAUGAGCAUGAUGAUCAGAAGCAGCUCAAAAUUAUGGAGUAUGCAAGAGAUAGGAAUGUUGAGCUGAGAGAACAGAUUGCGGCUAUUCAAGCUAAGUUGAUUUCUUUGGGCGCUUCUUAAAGGAUGCCUUAGUCUGCGUGUAACCUCAAACACUGCUUUAAGUAUGUGUUUGGGGUAAAUAAAAUGCUGAGCUAAGAGAACAGAUUGCCGCUAUUCAAGCUAAGUUGAUUUCUUUGGGCGCUUCUUAAAGGAUGCCUUAGUCUGCGUGUAACCUCAAACACUGCUUUAAGUAUGUGUUUGGGGUAAAUAAAAUGCUGAGCUAAGAGAACAGAUUGCCGCUAUUAAAGCUAAGUUUAUUUCUUUGGGCGCUAUUUAAUUUCCCUGGUCUGCGUGUAACCUCAAACACUGCUUUAAGUAUGUGUUUAGGGUAAAUAAAAUGCUGAGCUAAGAGAACAGAUUGCCGCUAUUAAAGCUAAGUUUAUUUCUUUGGGCGCUAUUUAAUUUCCCUGGUCUGCGUGUGACCUCAAACACUACUUUGAGUACGUGUUGGGCUAAGAGAAAAGAUUGUGUCUAUUCAAGCUAAGCUGACUUAUUGGGGCGCUAUUUAAUGAAUGCCUUGGUGUGUGUGUAACCUUUAACACUGCUUUGAGUGUGUGUUUCAGGUGGAUAAAAUGAAAGAUGCAAAUGAUUGUAUACAUGCUUGACAAAUAAAGGUUUAAUUUUACUAU
Molecule: messenger RNA, 1394 nt
Organism: Thrips palmi
Lineage: Eukaryota; Metazoa; Arthropoda; Insecta; Thysanoptera; Thripidae
Exons: 3
Coding region: 241-786 (181 amino acids)
Source: RefSeq, a predicted model, not a curated record